Molecule: messenger RNA, 6726 nt
Organism: Drosophila ficusphila
Lineage: Eukaryota; Metazoa; Arthropoda; Insecta; Diptera; Drosophilidae
Gene: Abl
Product: tyrosine-protein kinase Abl
Exons: 9
Coding region: 106-5478 (1790 amino acids)
Biological process (GO): protein phosphorylation
Molecular function (GO): ATP binding; non-membrane spanning protein tyrosine kinase activity; protein binding
Source: RefSeq, a predicted model, not a curated record
GACGAAGGGCAGAAAGAGAGAGAGAGAGAGGAGGAGGCGAGAGAAAAGUGUACAAGUUGUUGUUGCUGCGCAAGAGCGAAAAUCCACCCAACCACCCACUGGCAAAUGGGGGCUCAGCAGGGCAAGGACAGGGGCGCCCACUCGGGAGGAGUCGGCUCAGUCGCCCCCGUCAGCUGCAUCGGUCUCUCAAGCAGUCCAGUAGCUUCCGUCUCUCCCCACUGCAUCUCCAGCUCCAGUGGAGUCAGUAGUGCCCCCCUCGGUGGGGGAUCAACGCUUCGCGGAUCCCGCAUCAAAUCCUCGUCAUCCGGCGUCACCAGUGGCGUCGGAUCGGGAGGGGGAUCAGGGUCCGGACUAAGCCAACGCAGUGGCGGCCACAAGGAAUCACGGUGCAAUCCCACCGUGGGACUCAACAUAUUCACUGAACACAACGGUACCAAGCACAGCUCUUUUCGCGGCCAUCCAGGCAAAUAUCACAUGAACUUAGAAGCGCUGCUGCAGUCUCGUCCAUUACCUCACAUUCCGGCCGGCAGUACGGCGGCAUCUCUCCUGGCGGAUGCGGCGGAGCACCAGCAGGACUCCGGGGGACUGGGGCUGCAAGGCUCCUCGCUGGGCGGCAAUCACAGCUCAACAACGUCGGUUUUCGAGUCCGCCCACCGGUGGACCUCCAAGGAGAACCUACUGGCCCCCGGACCCGAGGAGGAUGACCCGCAGUUGUUUGUGGCGCUGUACGAUUUCCAGGCGGGCGGGGAGAACCAGCUGAGCCUGAAGAAGGGCGAGCAGGUGCGCAUCCUGAGCUACAACAAGUCGGGCGAGUGGUGCGAGGCGCACUCGGAUUCCGGGAAUGUGGGCUGGGUGCCCUCCAACUAUGUGACGCCGCUCAAUUCGCUGGAGAAGCACUCCUGGUACCAUGGACCCAUCUCACGCAAUGCAGCCGAGUAUCUGCUGAGUUCCGGGAUCAAUGGGAGCUUCCUGGUGCGCGAAAGUGAGAGCUCACCCGGCCAGCGAAGCAUCAGUCUCAGAUACGAGGGUCGCGUCUAUCACUAUCGCAUCUCGGAGGAUCCUGAUGGCAAGGUCUUCGUCACCCAGGAGGCCAAGUUCAACACUCUCGCCGAACUGGUGCACCACCACAGUGUUCCACACGAGGGCCACGGACUGAUUACUCCGCUCCUGUAUCCGGCGCCCAAGCAGAACAAGCCCACCGUCUUCCCGCUGAGUCCCGAGCCGGAUGAGUGGGAGAUCUGCCGCACCGAUAUCAUGAUGAAGCACAAACUGGGCGGUGGGCAGUAUGGCGAGGUGUACGAGGCCGUGUGGAAGCGCUACGGCAAUACGGUGGCUGUCAAAACGCUCAAAGAGGACACGAUGGCGCUGAAGGACUUCCUCGAAGAGGCGGCCAUCAUGAAGGAGAUGAAGCACCCGAAUCUAGUGCAGCUCAUAGGUGUUUGCACCCGCGAACCUCCGUUCUACAUCAUCACCGAGUUCAUGUCGCACGGCAAUCUGCUGGACUUCCUGCGCUCCGCCGGCCGGGAAACCCUGGAUGCGGUGGCCCUGCUCUACAUGGCCACGCAGAUUGCGUCCGGAAUGAGCUACCUGGAGUCGCGCAACUACAUCCAUCGCGAUCUCGCAGCCCGCAAUUGCCUCGUGGGCGACAAUAAGCUUGUGAAGGUGGCGGACUUCGGACUGGCGCGUCUGAUGCGCGACGACACAUACACAGCGCACGCUGGAGCCAAGUUCCCCAUCAAGUGGACGGCGCCGGAGGGACUGGCGUACAACAAGUUCAGCACCAAGUCUGAUGUGUGGGCCUUCGGGGUGCUGCUGUGGGAGAUCGCCACGUACGGGAUGUCCCCAUAUCCGGGCAUCGAUCUAACGGACGUCUAUCACAAGCUGGAGAAGGGCUAUCGCAUGGAGCGACCGCCGGGCUGUCCGCCGGAGGUGUACGACCUGAUGCGCCAGUGCUGGCAGUGGGAUGCUGCCGAUAGGCCCACGUUCAAGAGCAUACACCAUGCGCUGGAGCACAUGUUUCAGGAAUCGUCCAUCACCGAAGCGGUCGAGAAGCAGCUGAACGCCAAUCAGUCAGCGACAGUCAGCGCUAGCAGCUCCGCAGUUCCUUCGAGCAGCACAUCGGGUGGCGGUGGGGUUGGUGUGGCCACCACCACAGCCACAAUCUCAACGGCGGCCAAUCUCAGCAACUGCGCUUCCUCAUCCUCGGCCACCGCCUCGCUCAGUCUCACACCGCAGAUGGUGAAGAAGGGUCUGCCCGGCGGACAGUCCCUCACGCCGAAUGCCCACCACAGCGAUCCUCACCAGCAGCAGGCCAGCACGCCCAUGUCAGAAACUGGCUCCACUUCCACCAAGCUGAGCACCUUCUCCAGCCAGGGAAAGGGCAAUGUCCAGAUGCGCCGCACCACCAACAAGCAGGGCAAACAGGCACCCGCACCACCCAAGCGAACCAGUCUGCUCUCGAGCAGUCGGGACUCGACUUAUCGCGAGGAGGAUCCUGCCACCGCACGAUGCAACUUCAUCGACGACCUCAGCACGAAUGGUAUACACAAAUUGAAACCCGCCAACUAUUUCAGCCAGACCCUCUCUAGAAAUUUCAAGACCCAAAUUCCAACCCAUCACACCACACACCAAAUACGUACACAACAACAACAACAACAGUCCGUACAACAACAACAACAAUCCGUACAACUUCCAGUACAUCAAAAACAACAACAUCAACAACAACAACAACAACAGAAACAACAACAGUAUUCCAUUAAGAAAUCGUCCUCGUGCAGUAGUUUUCUUUACGACAUCCUAUUUCGAGGAUUGGCCCGCGAUAUUAACAGUUUGACACAGCGGUACGACUCGGAAACCGAUCCGACAGCCGAUCCGGACACAGAUGCCACCGGCGACAGUCUGGAGCAGGGACAGAGCCAAAUGAUUGCCGCUCCUGCCGUCAAUAAGAUGCAGCACUCGCUCCAUGGCGGCGGUGGCGGUGGAGGUAUUGGACCGCGAUCCUCCCAGCAGCACAGCUCCUUCAAGCGUCCAACUGGCACACCCGUGAUGGGCAACCGUGGUCUGGAGACCCGGCAGAGCAAGCGCUCCCAGCAGCAGCAGCAGACUGCCAAUCCUCCAGCACCGCCGGCAGCUCAACUGAAUCAUGGCAAUAAUGGAGUGCUGACCAGCAGUGCCCAUCCCAUCACAGUUGGCGCUCUGGAGGUGAUGAACGUCAAGCGGGUGGUGAAUCGCUAUGGCACCCUGCCCAAGGUGGCCAGGAUCGGUGCGUAUCUCGAUAGUCUGGAGGACAGUGGCGAUGUGGCACCAGCUCCGCCGGCCAGUGCACCCGUUCCGCCGCCAGCCAAUGGACAUGCCACUCCGCCGGCCGCCGCCAGGAUCAAUCCGAAGACCAGCCCGAUUCCGCCGCAGCAGAUGAUCCGGAGCAAUUCGUCCGGUGGCGUGACCAUGCAAAACAAUGCUGCAGCCAGUUUAAAUAAGCUGCAGCGCCAUCGCACCACCACCGAGGGCACCAUGAUGACCUUCUCCUCCUUCCGGGCCGGCGGUUCAAGCAGUUCACCCAAGCGCAGUGGUGGUUCUGCAGUGGGUUCUUCGGUCCAGCCGGCGCUAGCCAAUCUGGAGUUCCCACCGCCGCCACUGGACUUGCCGCCGCCGCCGGAGGAGUUCGAGGGGACACCACCGCCACCGCCGCCGGCGCCCGAGAGCGCUGUCCAGGCCAUCCAGCAGCAUCUGCACGCCCAGCUGCCCAAUAACAAUGGGAACAUCAGCAACGGCAAUGGGGCGAACAACAACGACAGCAGCCACAACGAUGUGAGCAACACGGCUCCCAGUGUGGAGGAGGCCAGUUCGAGGUUCGGAGUGUCGCUGAGGAAGCGUGAGCCAUCCACCGACUCCUGCAGCUCGCUGGGCAGUCCGCCCGAGGAUCUCAAGGAGAAGCUGAUCACCGAGAUCAAGGCCGCCGGCAAGGAGAGUGCUCCUGCAUCCGCAGCUCCCCAUUUGGCCAACGGAUCGGGAAUGAUCGAUCGAGCUGUGGAUCCUGUUUCCCUGCUGGUCACCGAACUGGCCGAGAGCAUGAAUCUGCCCAAGCAACAGACCCAACAGCAGCAGCAGCAGCAACAGAAGCUCACCAAUGGGAAUGGUUCCGGGUCGGGAUCUGGGGCAGGAUCAGGGUUCAAGGCGCAGCUCAAGAAGGUGGAGCCCAAGAAGAUGAGCCCGCCAAUGGCCAAGGCGGAGCCGGCCAGCAAUAUAAUCGACUUCAAGGCCCAUCUGCGUCGGGUGGACAACAAGGAGAAGGAGCCAACAGCUCCCGCUCCAGUUGCACCAGUUGCAGGAUCGCAAUCUCUGGCAAACAAUGCCAACUGCAAUACCACGGGAACCCUGAACCGGAAGGAGGACGGCGGCAGCAGCAAGAAGUUCACCCAGGCCAUGCAAAAGACUGAAAUUAAAAUCGAUGUGACCAACUCGAAUGUGGAGCCGCCGGAGACGACGACGGGAGCAGCAGCAGCAGCGGGCAGCGAUGGCGGCGAUCUCGGCAAGCGACGGAGCACAGGUAGUAUUAAUAGCUUAAAGAAACUGUGGGAGCAGCAACCGCCGGCGCCGGAUUAUGCUAGCAGCUCGAUCCUCCAGCAUCAGCAGCAGCAGCAUCAGCAGCCAUCGGUGGUUAAUGGCGGUGGAACACCGAAUGCCCAGCUGUCGCCCAAGUAUGGAAUGAAAUCCAUACCGGUUAGCACCACUAAGCCGGGCAACAAGCCACCGCCGGCAGCCCCACCACCACCGCCCCCGAACUGCACCACCACCUCCAACUCCACCACAUCCACCACUAGCACCUCAACUAGAGAUUGCACCACCACCACCACCAUCAGCAGGCAGCAGGCCGGCAACCCAACAAUAAAAACCUCUCAUUCAACGCAACUCUUCACAGAUGACGAGGAGCAGUUGUCGUCGUCGCAGCAGCAGGAGGGAUCCGGAUGCCAUGGCAGCGGCGUAGAAGGAAGAGGCGGAGGAGGAGUCACUGCUGACAUGACCCAAUCCCUGUACGAACAGAAGCCGCAGAUCCAGCAGAAGCCAGCGGUGCCGCACAAGCCCACCAAGUUGACCAUCUACGCCACGCCGAUAGCCAAACUGGCCGAGCCCAACAGUUCCGGUUCGGCCAGCUCCACCCAGAUCACGCGGGAGAGCAUCCUCGAGCUGGUCGGCCUGCUGGAGGGAUCGCUGAAGCAUCCGGUGAACGCCAUCGCCGGUUCGCAGUGGCUGCAGCUCAGCGACAAGCUGAACAUCCUGCAAAACUCUUGCGUGAACUUUGCGGAAAACGGUGCGAUGCCGCCGCACUCGAAGUUCCAAUUCCGGGAGCUGGUCACGCGGGUGGAGGCGCAGUCGCGCCACCUGCGCUCCGCCGGCAGCAAGAACGUGCAGGACAACGAGCGCCUGGUGGCCGAGGUGGGCCAGUCGCUGCGCCAGAUCUCGAAUGCGCUCAACAGGUAAAUGAUAAGACGGGGGAUGGACGCGCCCGAUCAACAUCCGGGCAUCUGGCUGGAUGCCGAGGGCAACUUCAUCAAGCGCAAGUGAUCUGCAGACCCUCAACUGAUCAUCCAACCACACCAUCCCCCGUGGAAGCGGUAACGGAAACGGAAACGGAAGCGGAGCCGGUAAGCGGAAACAGGAAAACAGGAAACGAAACUUCAAGCCCAGCGAAGAAGAAGACAAGGAAGAACUAGAGUAGCAGCAGCAGCAGCAGCAGCGGCCACUAAAAUUCGGAGGAGGACACCUAUGUAUCGUACUUGGUAGCAUGUAGUAGUAGCUUCUAUUAUAUAUACCCAUAUAUAUCUAGUCAGAUCUGUGCAGAGCCCCGACGAACGCUUCCAGAACAAAAAAAAAAGCAAAAAAAAACAGAGAAAACAGAAACACAACACAAGAAAAAACAAAGCAUGAAAACAGUAAACAAUGAGUUGCAAAGCAAAUUUUGGGUAAGGUCUCGCGGGAGGAUCCUUGUUUUUUAAAUGUAAAGUAAGGAAACCGCUCCUCCCACCCACUCAACCCCUUUCCAACCGCCCCCCUUUUCCCUUACUCCCAGCAAACGUUAUCGCGCUUCGUUUGUUUUAUAUAGAAAGACACAAGACAUGGCUUAAGAAUGAAAGGAAAUAUAUUCAUAGAAUAUCUCAAUAAACUUAGUAAUUACAAAGAAAACGCAAUGCAUAUAUACAUAUACAUACAUAUAUUUACAUAUACUAGUCGUAAAAUGUUUUAUUAUACCUAUACAUUUACAUACUUCUACAAGAUAAAAAAAAAAAGAUAAAGAUAUUAUAUUAUACAUUUACCGACCACAAAACUCCCCCUUUGAGAAAAACGGAAACGGAAACGGCGGAACUUGAGACACUUCUUCGGAAUGCGUAGGCGCGACUUCAAUUCGAUCGUGUGUUUUAGGCCCCUCAGCAUAUAUAUCUAUGAUCAUGAUCUAUAUGUACUCGGCGUAACCAUUACAUACACAGUAGCAAAGCCCAAAGAUAUUAUUAUUAACUGAUAAACAACAACUACUACUACUCAAAUUGAUAUGUUUAGUGGCAAAGACUAAAUUGAUUUAUGUUUAAUCUAUGUUCGUUCGAGUACGAAGCGCAUCGAAAUGCUUUUAAGACGUAUUACACAUCCAAUUGUAAUUAUUAUCUGAUAUUUUCAAGAUUUUAAACAACUUUUAUACGUAAACAAAAAUCACAUAAAAAAAAAACGAAAACCAAA